Cuscuta europaea is the source of this 1737-nucleotide messenger RNA. Lineage: Eukaryota; Viridiplantae; Streptophyta; Magnoliopsida; Solanales; Convolvulaceae. The record is from the annotation of a GenBank genome assembly.
GCCCUUUUUUUCAUCUAAAAAAUUCGUUAAUGUGUGUACAUUAUUUUUUGUAUGUACAUGUUUUGUCUAGUACUUGAAGAGGCGCAGAUGAAUAUCCCUAGUGAUUAUCCGUAUAUAUACUUACCUUGUAUAUUAUUUUAUUGUAUUUAUCAUUUCCUAAUUAUUAGCCUUCCUUAGCUGGUAGCUGGACUAUUGUAACUUGUAUAUAAGGCAGUUUGCCUCUUGAGAAUAAACCACAUGAUUUACGAUCCAUUCACUCUGUUCCUUCUAAUUUUAUAUGGUAUUAGAGCAGGAGAAUAAUCUCUGAAUUCUGCACGCAGAACCAUGACGAACGAUGGAGCAAAUUCCUCGCAUGGCGAACAACGAACUCACGGUGAUCCAAUUCGAUGGAAAAUAAAUGACCCCGAAUCACCUUACUUUCUGUCAAAAUCAGAUUACCCAGACAUGAACAUUUGCGGGUUAACCCUUAAAGGAGAAGGGAAAUAUCGCGAAUGGUCAGUAGCAAUGAAAAACGCGUUGCGUGCGAAAUGGAAAACUGUUUUUAUUGACGGCACCAUCAAACGACCCACGACGAACAAAGACGAUCUUGAAGACUGGCUGCAGGUUAACUCCAUGAUGGUGGGUUGGAUCAUGACAGCCGCAGAUCCUUCCCUACGCUCAAAUCUCACGUACAUGGAGAGUGCCUAUGAUCUCUGGACUGACCUGGCAGAGCGUUUUGCAGUCGGUGAUUCCAUGAGAAUAUAUGAACUCAAGGACGCCAUACGAGGAUGCAAGCAAAACAGGGAAUCUGUCACCAGCUAUUUUGGACGUUUGAAGACCUUAUGGGAUGACUACGAAGGCUAUCGUAACAUCCCUAAGUGCACUUGUGGCGGAUGUACGUGCGGGCUGAACAAGGCAUAUCAAAAGCAGUUGGAAAGCGAGAAAACCCAGAAGUUUUUGCUUUGAUAAUGAAAAUUUUGGUAUGUUACCUUCCAACAUUUUGAGUUCGGAUGAACUGCCAGCAUUCACGAGAAUCUAUCAGAUGGUCACUCAGGAGGAAAGGCAUAUGAACAUCAUGCGGGGUCGUGAGGAACGACCCGAGGUUGUGGCUUUUGCUGCCCGACAAGGAAGCUACACAGAUAGUCGAGAGGAGAAACCCAAAUGCUCAUUCUGCCAUAAAGGGGGACAUGAUCUUGAAAACUGCUUCAAGAGAAGUGGAAAAUAUCCUAAAUGGUGGUUUGACAAUCCGGGCAGGGGGCGCGGAGCCAAAGGAAGAGGAACUGGACGAGGUCGAGGGAGAGCAGUUGCACAUGCGAUGCACUCUGAAGCUAUAGGUGGAGGGAGUACGGCUACUGGGAACUCAACGGCAGAACUGCCUCGGGUGCUAGGGUUCACCAGUGAACAGUGACAGAGCUUCCUCAAGAUGGUUAUAAACUGUAAGGCGUCAACAUCUGAUGAAAAAAUUUCAGGUAAGGGCAUGACCAUUGAAUGGCUCUUAGACUCGGGAGCUUUAUAUCACAUGACAGGAAACCGAGAACUUAUAAAGAAUGCUGAAAAGUUAGAUCAUGUACCAGUGACAUUGCCCGAUGGUGCGGUAACACAGGCAACACAUAUGGGUGGCGUGUCCUUGAGCCCCUCGAUGGCGAUUAAAAUUGUUUUAUUUGUCCCUAGAUUAAAGUGUAACAUGUUAUAAAUAGCCCGUUUGAUAGAUGAUAUGAAUAGUUAGUGGUCCGAUUGGAUGUGUAUUAAAGGAAACGU